Thlaspi arvense is the source of this 2340-nucleotide messenger RNA. Lineage: Eukaryota; Viridiplantae; Streptophyta; Magnoliopsida; Brassicales; Brassicaceae. The record is from the annotation of a GenBank genome assembly.
AUGGAUGCUACUGCAACCUUGUUCCAGAAUAUGGAGAAUCCCGAAGCUCGUUUUCGUGAUACGGAAAUAAAUGCAGUGUUGAUGAUGUUGCAAAAGAAAAGAGAGGAACAUGGCGCAUAUUUCAAUAACGACAAAUUCCCUAGAGCUGCAUUCUGCAAAACAGACUUCUUUUAUGAGCUGUUACAAUGCCACGGCAAAUUCGAGAGGUAUCGAACCAAAUUACCAUUCUCUGAUUGUGUUACAAACAUUGUAAAGGGGACAGUUUUCCCGCACAAGAAGUGGAAGACAUAUAUAGAUGUCGUCUAUGGAGUCAUUAAAUCCAUGGUUCCCCACUGGAUUGGAGUGGAAAUUAAUUUUAAGAGCUGCCAAGUGGAAUGUUUCUCGUGCAAUAGUCAAUGGGAGAAGAAAGGAGUAGUCUUGGAUAUUGUUAGGAGGAUAGCAGAUAUGAUACCUACCCUCCUCGGCAUUGCUGAGAACAAAAAGCCAAAGAGACAUCUGGAACCAUUCAAAGUCGUCCAUCACACUGAAGAAGAGUUUUCCUUGUCCAAUAGAGGUUUCUGGGUGACUGAAUGUCCGUACGAAAACAAGGAUGAUACACAAGUUGAAGAUAGUCAACCAACAGAGGAGAUUCCCCAAGGUGCCACACAUGAGCUUGAAUCUCAUGCAUCUGAGGGUGAUCAAAAACAAGCGCUAACACAAGCCGAAAAUAGUCAAACAACAAUACCUGAAGGGACACCAACACAAGGGAUCCCCACAACACAAGAAAUACCUGAAGCUGAGGGAGACCCAGGACAGGUUCCAACACAGGAGAUCUUUUUUACUGCUGAGAGUGAAAAAGAGUUGGCAGAUUCAAAUUCGGAGGAACGGGAUACUCAGCUGGUACAGUCCCUUACUACCACAGAGCCAAUCAGUGACGAAGAUGUUACUCACAAGGUACAAACCCCGCCUGCGAUAUCGACAUCCAUGGAAACUGUUGGAGGCAAUGAACCCGCGGAGAUGGAGAAUGAUGAUGGGAGCCAAGAAAAUAAUGAAACUACAGUACAAACCCCGCCCGUGGUUACAUCCACGGAGACGGUUGCAGGCGCGGGACAAACAGGAAUGGACAAGGAAGAUAGGACCCAACCAAUGGAGGAGCAACAAACUGUACAAACCCCACCCGUGGUUACAUCCACGGAGACGGUUGCAGGCACUGAACCCACAGAAGUUGACAAUGAUGAUGGGAGCCCAGAAAAGGAUGAAACUACGGUACAAACCCCGCCGGUGGUUGCAUCGACGGAGACGAUUGCAGGCAAGGGACAAACAGAAGUUGACAAUGAUGAUGGGAGCCAGGAAAAAAAUGAAACUACAAAUGUUAAGGGAACAAAUUCUAUGGCUAUUGUUUUAUGGCAACCAUCACCAAGUGGGGCGGGAAAUCAGACGGAUGAGGUUGCUUCGGAGAAGAGGGGAUUAUCCUUCCAGAAGGAUACAGCAUAUGUUGUUGCUAUGGAUACAAGUGCUAACGAAGAGUCUGCUGCUGAACUCCAAAAACAUGUGAAGGUUGUGGAUGUAUUGAGGAUUCGUCCUACUGUUGCAAACACAAAAGCAAAGGAGAAGAGAGUUGACGAUGAAAGUGAUCGUCCGACUAAGAGCAUUGGUGAAAUCCAAGCUAAUGGAGCUUGGUUCAGGAGACUGGAGAACCCAUCAACUCGUGUUAACGGACAGGAGGUAGACGCAGCAAUGAUGCUAUUCAAUGAUAAACGAGAGGAGCAUGCAGCUUAUUUCCACAACAAUCGAUUCCCAAGGGCUGCUUUUUGUAACUCAAUGUUCUUCAGUGAGCUGUUAGAUUUCCACAACAUUUUCAAGAAACCUCGGUGCAAGAAAGAUUUUCCUGAAAAUGUGAUUGAAGUUGUAAAGGGGAACAAGUAUCCAAACAAAAACUGGAAGAAGGAUGUUGAUUUCAUCUAUGGAAUGGCUAAACCAAAGACUUCUCUACACUGGAUUGGUUUAGCGAUAGAUAUGAAGAAGAGGCGAGUCGAGUGUUUUAGCUGCAGACAUCCAAAAGAGCCAAAGGCAAGUAUUUUACAGGUCGCCAAUGAUAUCGCAGAGAUGAUCCCUGUACUACUUUGUGUUGCAGAAAAAGUAAAGCCAAUGCAGAAUCUCGUUCCGUUCGAAGUGGUAUAUGAUUUUGAGGAAACAGUUGCAAAGUCCAGCACAAUAUCCAAUAGUGGCAUCUUUGUACUCAAGAUGAUUGAGUGCCACUUUGUGAAGAUUGAGGACUUUUCAAGAAUUUGUGAUGAAGUUGUUCAAGAUCUGAGGAGCAAUCUGGUUUGGGAAAUCUUUGAUCAUUUUAAGAAAAAGUAG